AUAAGGUGGAGACCGUUUUGGAUCGGAUCGGAAGCACGAACCGACGCAGCAUGCACCGCGUGAGCGACCACCUGAGCGACCGCUUGCCGUACCGCAGCGGGUUCCGCGAGGAGAAGGACCCGUACGAGGUCUCUCGCGCGUACGGCAGCGGCGACAUCGCGCGCUUUUGCUGCCUCUUGGCGCCCGACGAGCCGCUCGAGGACGCGUCGCGCAUCGAGGCCAUGCGCCAGCUCGCCGAGCUUCUCUCGUCGCCCGAGAACAAGGUCAAGGCCAUUGCGGCCGGCGUCGUGCCGUCCAUUGGCCGUCUCCUCACGCAGUCGAAUCCGCGCGUCAAGGCCCACGCCGCCGACCGUCGUCGCGGCGCUCGCAUGGGACUUUGAGGGCGCCAUGGCGCUGCACGCCGACCCGACGCUGCUCUUCAACUUGAACCACCUCUUGAGCGAAGACGACGACGAGCGUUGCGUCGAGGCGGCCCUGCACGCCCUCGUCAACCUCACGAGCGCGAAAGAAGGCAUUGCCAUCGUCCUCGGGCGCGCCUACAUGCCCGAGAGGCUCGUCGCCAUGGCGUCCGACGAGAGCAGCUCGGUCUUGUCGCCGCGCGCCACCGACCUCCUCUUCCAUACGUUGGCCAACUUGACCAAGGCUGCGAACGGCGCCGAGGUCUGCACCACGUACCACAUUGUGCCGGCGCUGCUGCGCGUCAUCAAGAAGCCGCUGCACUACGAGCUUCCGGUGCUCCGCAGCGCCAUUAUGACGCUCUGGAACCUCGGGACUCACAACUAUGGCAAAGUUGAAGCGAUCGGCUCGAACGCUGUCGAGCUCUGCACCAAGGUCCUUGUCGCGCUCCAAGCAGGCGCGAUCCCGUGCAAGGACAAGCCCGACCUCCAGCGCUGCCUCGCGGGUACCCUCAUGGCGCUCGCGACCGCCGAAGAGGCUAAGCCCAAGCUACUUGCCGUCGCCGUCGCGCCGCUCGUGGCCUGCUUGCGCGAGCCGGUGGCCACGGCAAACGCAGCGCAGGCACUCAACUACAUGGCCGAGUCGCCCGAUGGGCUGCUCCCGAGCGUGACGCUCUUGCUCGACGACACGGAGAUGCUGCUUCGCGUCUUUGCGCUGCGUGCAAUUCCCGCGCUCACGACGCUCCUCGCCCAGCAAAUGCGUCCGGGCCUCGUCCUCGCUGCGCUCCAGCGCCUCCAGCUGCUCGAAGACAGUAUCAGUGCCAUGACGCAGUCGCUGCACCUCUACGAACACCUCGCGCGCCUCUGCAUUCCCAACGACGACGCGCCCGAGCUCAGCAUUCUCGCGACGCGUGUGCUCCACGUCGCAGCCCAACAUGGGCCACGGACCGCAACCCGCAUCGAGCGCGCGUUUGCAGCGUGCGACAUUCAAGACCCGUCGCUCCUCGCUGCGGUCCUCGAGCACGUCGCGACGUAAUGCCAUAAAC
Messenger RNA from Saprolegnia parasitica CBS 223.65, 1441 nucleotides. RefSeq lists its product as hypothetical. NCBI's taxonomy places the organism in Eukaryota, Oomycota, Saprolegniomycetes, Saprolegniales, Saprolegniaceae. The record is from RefSeq and is a predicted model, not a curated record. The transcript has 5 exons. Bases 388 to 1431 code for a protein of 347 amino acids.